This is a messenger RNA of Candoia aspera, 3011 nucleotides long. It is a transcript of the gene RRP15, whose product is annotated as ribosomal RNA processing 15 homolog. The transcript has 5 exons. The record is from RefSeq and is a predicted model, not a curated record. Gene Ontology annotation, biological process: maturation of 5.8S rRNA; maturation of LSU-rRNA. Gene Ontology annotation, cellular component: preribosome, large subunit precursor. The coding region runs from base 11 to 820 and encodes 269 amino acids. Lineage: Eukaryota; Metazoa; Chordata; Lepidosauria; Squamata; Candoiidae.
GACAAGCAAGAUGGCGACUGCCGCCGCAGGCCCACGUGGGAAGGCGAAAGUCCUCGGCGCUGAAUCGGAAGAAAGCGAUAGUGGAUCUGAGUGGAGCUCAGGGGUUCCAGAAGAUAGCUUCUCAGGUGAUGAUGAAGAGCAGGAUGGUGAAGUUGAUGAUAAACCUAAGACGCCAGAUACCAGAGUUAAAGAUGCAGCAGAAUCCAAAGGUGCAGGAAACACUGGAUGGGCUGAAGCCAUGGCCAAAGUGCUUAAUAAAAAGGUUUCUGAUGAUAAGCCCACUAUCCUGUUGAAAAACAAGGAGCAGGAUCUAGAACGAGAAAAAGAAAAAGAAGAGAGGCUGGAGAAGAGGAAGCAGCUGAAUAAAAAGCGGGAGUGGGAAAUGCUGUGCCGAGUGAAGCCAGAUGUUGCCAGAGACAGAGAAGUUGAGAGGAACCUUCAGAGAAUUGCCACCAGGGGCGUGGUUCAGUUAUUCAAUGCAGUCCGGAAGCACCAAACGAAUGUGAACGAGAAGAUGAAAGAAGCAGGCAGUUCUGAGAGGAAACGAGCUAAAUUGAUCUCCUCUGUUUCCAAAAGAGACUUUAUCAGCGUCCUGCGAGGAAUGGAUGGAAAAGAAAUGGAGCAAAACACUGCUAGGAAGUCAUUAAUGAGCCACCAGGACAGAUCGAAAUCUGAAGAAGGUCCGGCAUGGAGUAUCUUGCGAGAUGAUUACAUGAUGGGAGCCUCAAUGAAGGACUGGGAUAAAGAAAGUGAGGAGGAGAACAAUGCUGGAGAAGACAGCAGUAUCAAGCAGGAGAGUGGAAGUGAUUCAGAUCGAUAAUAUUCAGAGUAGUUCACAGAUCCAAGGGUAUUUUUGAUGCCAUGUAGGGAUUUGUAAAGAAGGAUGCCUUUUUAUACAAGAACAAAGACUACUUUAAAGAACAUGAAAGUCCACUAGAAUUGGGCAGCCAAUAAAUUUAAAAUAAUAAUAGUAAUAAUCUUAAUAAUGCAUUGGGUAACCAUCCUGUUACCCAAUAUUUAGCAGUAUUUCGUCAACUCAGCCAGUCCAAAUUCCAUUCAAUAGUCAUGAAUAUUGGUAAGCCAUCUAGAGCCACAAACUGGAGUGGGCUGCGCAUAUGUCUGUAUGCUGUAUUUUGGCAGUCAAGAAAGGGAGAUGGGUUUGUAGUGGAAACUAGAUUGACUUCCCCAUCAGGCACCCAUCAUUAGAUCAAUCAUUUUUACGUUCCAGGUUUAUUUGAAAUUUGACAGACUCAGCGGCUGAAUUUAUAUAUUGACUUCGUGGAAGCCCUAUGCCUGAGGUCAUAAGAAGUUUUUGUUGUAGGUUUGGUCUGUACUGGCUCAGUCACACACGCCUGGCACCAGUUAAAAGCAAAGAAUCACAGUUCUUCAGUUAGCACAAUGAGGCAAGAGAUUUUUUUUUUAUUACAAACAGGUCAAAUACACCACUUCUGUAAUGGGAGAAGAUGUAGAUUUAUUUUGUUCCCUUAUCUCUAAAAGCAGUAAUUAAAUACUAAUUUUCAUUAGGUCUAUAUUGGCCUCUAAUUUGAAAAACCUAGGGAGAAAAUUUCCAUUUGGUUUCAGUGGAAACUGAGGUUUUGAGGAAAUAUGCAGAUUUGGGGAUGAAAUUCCAUGGUUCCUGCUUACUCAUGCCAUGGUCUUAAGCAGCUAUUUGGCAUUUCAGAAGGGCAGAAAAAAGGUAUAAUUAUAAGAAAAAAAUUGAAAGUCUUGUUAUAUAUUUUUCUCUCUCUUUUUCUACAUACAUAUACAUAUAAGUUGAACGAAUAAUAUAUUGCUCUAUCAACAGCAAUAAUUGCUAUUGCUGGAUUUUGUGUAUUUUUUUUAAUCAUCUGUCCCUGAAGGUAAACCCUGGCUUCUUAGCUCCCAUAAAUACAACAUGGCAGUAAACAUAGCUAAUACUUUCCCCAAGCUGUGUCAGGCUAAUGUGGAAGUACGUGUGGCCUUUCAAGUUUCAGUCCUAUAUUGCUACCAUAGGAAUAAAUAUCUAUAGGCACAGCAUAAUGUAGAAUGUCUUCCAUAACUCUCCUUCAUGCUCUAAAACAAUGUUUUCUUGUGUUAGUCCUGAAUAUAGAAUUGUGGUGUUUUCAGUGGGUGGCCCAAAUCCUGCUGUUGUAUGUGGGGGAGAGGGGGGGGAAAUUAUUCUGAACAAGUAAACAUUUCAGAGAGGAUUGCUUUGACCUCACUUAGACAACAGCCCAGCUUAAUUCAUCUUAAUUCUGGCAAACCCUAGUGGUAUGCCAGAUAUUUUGAACUCAGAGCAGUUUCACCUGCCCGCUCUGUUCUGAAUUUAAAACUAUUGUUUUGAGCUUGAAAGAGAUGGUUCCAACUUUAUUGGAAAUGAUCCAAUGGUGUUUUGACCAUUCAGCAAGGUGAAAUUCCUGCUUCGAACACCAUUGAGAGAAUUGGUUUAUGAGCCAGCCAAGACUUCACCAGAGCAGAAACCAGUGGAUGCUAACAACUUGAUGGAAUUUGGUAUCUGCUCCAGAAAUGGUGGCAGACAACCAUGAUUUCAAGUCUAUGUCAGCAAAGUACCUUGAGCAACUAACUUCCCCUAAAUAUCCCAGAACGUUUAUACUCUCUUGAUUUAAUAUUCAUCAUUCAGAGGCAGUGGAAGGCAGAUUUAACAAGGUUCCCUAGAACCAUUCCUUGUGGCUGAGGUGUCACUGAAACCUUGGACCACACCCUGCUUUACUGUUCCUUUCAUAAGGAUACUCUACCAACAGAAUUGGUCCUGAUUAGGAAUACUCCCAGGUACCUUAAUGAAUUUUGUUAGAGAUCAUAUGGAUGACCAAGACUCAAACAGUACCCUCCCAGUUUGCAAAGUUUUGCUACUGCACCCGUAAUUCUAGGUGCCAGCAUCUACUGUAUAGCUGUGUAGAUUAUGGUUGGAUGCUGGAUAUUAAAGUCUAGCUCACAGUGACUUUUAUUGUGAAUGUUGUUGUAAAUUACAACGCUGUUUACAGUGACUGUAAUAAAGUUUUAUAAACCUUUUA